Messenger RNA from Limulus polyphemus (Atlantic horseshoe crab), 8897 nucleotides. Its product is annotated as tyrosine-protein phosphatase 10D-like. Gene Ontology annotation, biological process: protein dephosphorylation. Lineage: Eukaryota; Metazoa; Arthropoda; Merostomata; Xiphosura; Limulidae. The record is from RefSeq and is a predicted model, not a curated record. The coding region runs from base 503 to 5131 and encodes 1542 amino acids. The transcript has 27 exons. Gene Ontology annotation, molecular function: protein tyrosine phosphatase activity; protein binding.
AGAGGAUGUAAAUCACAACACAGACGACAUUGACUUUCCACGGCGUAAGUCAGCAAAAAAAGAAAAAUAGAGCCAUAAUUCGAAGGACCCCAGUCACUCGUGCCUCGGCUCACUUAGUCAGCGAUUUUGUUGCCUAAAGUUUUUGUUUGUUUGUUUUGUUUUUUCAUGAGGUCAGUUCAUGCUUUUUUAGGAACCUCUUCAGAAAAGGACCCUGACGUUGGUGCUGUGAAGGCAGAAGAUAGAUAUCUUCAGAAAGGAGCAACUAGAAUCAACUGACUAUUUAAACGUCUAGUUAAAAUUAACCAAACGAUCGAGAUAUAUAUAUGUAUACAUCUGUUGUUAUCGAAACGUUACCCUGAACAAGCUGAUUGGCGUGAUAUUUUUUUGGAUCUAGCUGAAAUAAGUUUUGACUGAAUCAAGAUCUAAGAACCUUAGUAAAAAAAACAACAGAGUUGAUCUAUAGUAUGUCAUAGCGUCUCGACGUUUUCAAAAUUCAGAAACCAUGGAAACAGCUAGUCAUGAACACAGUGUGGUUUCUAAGGUGACAGUAAUAGUUAUUUGCGGAUUACUGUUUACAAAGUUAUGUGUAACAGUGGAAAUUGAUUUGGCCUUUCCGUCGGAUGUUGGUGAGUUGGAAGAUGGGCUAUUUCGGUUAGAUUAUUUACCUCCACAUGGCUAUCCUUCUCCAAACUUCACAUUUAUUGCAGAAGCUGCAAACAGUAUUGUAAUAGCCGAUGCAUUGCCUGGGAAAGAUUAUACAUUUUACUUGUAUUAUACCAAUACCUCUUUAACCAACUGGUUGAUAUGGACGGCCACCUUAGCAACAGUGCCAGAUCCUCCUACCAAUUUAUCAGUUAAGCCAUUUUCAAGUAAAAUAGUCAACUUAUUCUGGGAUCCACCAGCAAGAGGAGGUUAUACUGAGUACCAAUUAACUAUCAUCCCUUUGUCUGAAGAGGACGAUUCUCAGAUACGAAGCAUAGAACUUGACAAAAAUCCUAUUCCAUUUAGGCUACAAGAUCUUACCCCUGGUGGCACAUAUGAAAUUCAACUUUAUUCACUGUUCAAGAACCAGAAAUCAUCACUGUUUGUGGCAGCAAAUUUUACAACAACACCAAACACUCCUGUACGGUUCAUUGUUUGGUUUAGAAAUGAGACUACUCUUCUUGUUUUAUGGCAACCACCAUAUCCUUCUGGUAUCUUUAGUCAGUAUCGUGUAAGUAUCAAACCUGAGGAUUCUGAUCAGUCAGUUGUAUAUGUUGAUAAGGAAGGUGAACCACCUGGGCCUGCUCAGGCAGCCUUCAAUGAACUUGUUCCUGGAAGAGCUUAUAAUAUUUCUGUUCAAACUGUUAGUGGGAAGCAAGUUAGUUCACCAACAGUGGCAGAGUAUAGAACAGUUCCUCUUCCUCCAACCAAUGUCACAUUUGACAGAAGAACAGUGACAUCCUACUCCGUUGAUGUGCUAUGGUCACCCCCUACAUCACUUUCAGAGUUUGAUCGCUAUCAGGUGUCUAUAGGAUUAAAAAAAUCCAUAAGACUCGUUGUUAAUAAGGAAGAAGAAAGAGUUGCCAGUUUUGCUGAAGGAUUAGAACCUGGUCAGACCUAUGAAGUAGAUGUAAAAACUGCCAGUGGUUCUGUUGCUAGUUGGCCUGUGGAAGGCAUUGUCACUACUAGACCAUUGCCUGUUAUAGGCUUAAAUACAACUUUGAGAAAGCCUGGAGAAAUUAUAGUAGAAUGGCAACCAAGCAACAAAAGUAUUCAAGAUUCCUUUCUGGUUGAAUAUCAAGAAACUGAGGACUUUAACAGCAAUAAGUAUGUUGAAGUCAUUCAGGAGACACGUUAUCAUAUUAAUGAUCUUUUACCAGGAAGAAACUAUUCAAUUAGUGUGGUUGCUGUGAGUAAAGAUGUUCAUAGUCAUCCAAAUCUGGUUCAUCAAAUCACACGACCUUCAUCUCCUGUGAUUGAAACUGUAGAGUCACAUAGUUCAGGCUAUAACAUAUCCUGGAAAUCUGAUGUUACAAGUCACCAAGAUGCAUACAUAGUUAUUUUUAUUCGAAAUGAUACUGGACAGGAGGAGGAAGAAACCACUAACAAUCACUGGCUAGUUUUGAGUAACUUGUAUCCUGGUGCAAUUUAUGAAAUUAAAGUUUAUGCCUUAAGUUAUGGACUGAAAAGUAAACCUCACAGUUAUUUCCAAACAGUUUAUCCCAAACCACCAGAAAGACUUCAAAUUGUUAAAGUUAGUAACUCUACGAUGCUAUUAACAUGGGAAACACCAUCAAAUUCUUUAGUUGAAUACUACACAGUUCGGUACAGACCCAUCAGUUCUAAAUUUUGGAGAGAAAUAGGAAUUGUAAAUACUACUUCUUCUGAAAUACAUAAUCUAGUUGCCGGUGAACGAUAUAGUGUUAGGGUAACUUCUGUCAGCAAUCAUGUAGAAAGCAAAAAAAUUAAGGAAAUAGAACAAUCAAUGUAUCCUAAUUCAAUCAGGCGCGUUCGUCCAAUUUUGGACUCCUACAAUGUAACUUUUCAAUGGAUCGCUCCACAGGGAAAAGUAGAUUACUACGUUAUAGUUUAUAAUACAGUUCAGAAACCAUUAGCUCAACAUUCACAACAAGUUCCCGUUAAUGACACAAGACAAGGAGAAAUAGUGAGUGUGAUUGUUGGAAAACUGAAACCAGGAGAAUUAUAUUCCUUUAAUUUCUUUGCUGUCAGUAACAACCUAAGGAGUAAAGGAAUUGGUAUCCAAACACGUACAAUGCCUGUCAUAGAUUCGGUAAUAAACAUAGUUACUGAUGAACAUGAAACCCAAACCCUAGGGAUUAAGUACACCCCAACACCUACAAGAAACGUUGUAUUUGACCGGUAUCGUUUCCAACUUAGCGAUUUGACAGUGACAGCCCAGGAGAAAUUUCAUAAUGACACAAAUCGAUUGGUGAUUUUCAACAACCUCUUACCUGGCCAUCUUUAUAAUAUUACCAUUUGGACUGUGAGUGGUGGGGUUUUUAGUAUGCCCAUAUACAGACAAGCUCGAUUAUAUCCAGAGAGUAUUAAGCAAAUCAAUGCUACUUUCAUCACUGAAACAGAAAUUAUCUUAACCUGGGAUGAGCCAUUUGGUGAUAAGGAUGUUUAUGAAGUACAAUACCUUGAUCACAAAGGAAUCUUGCAACAAAACAUAACGCAAGUCGAAGAAAUAUUAUAUACUCACUUACGUCCUCAUCACAAUUAUACUUUUGUAGUGACUGUCAUCAGUGGAUAUGGUACUUCUACUGUUCAUAGAAGUUUGCCACUGUCGAAGACACUUAAAACUUUAGAAUCAGUUCCUGGAAAAGUUCAUUUGUUCAAAGCCAUUGAUAUCAGACCCUCAUCCAUAACAUUUCAGUGGUCUCUUCCAUCAAAUGACCACAAUGGGGUACUCACAGGAUUUAAGGUCAACUUCUUUUCAAGGGAAUUGAAGGAUGUUCAUCAUCAUACAUUCAGACCUACAAAAACAAUGGGAACCAUACAUAACCUUAUUCCUGGAAAAACCUAUGUAUUUGAGAUUCAGGCACUUACACAGGUUGGACCUGGGAACAAAGUGAUUCAUGAAGAAACCAUGCCUAUUUGGGCACCUCCUUCACCACCAAGUAAUAUUUUUCCUACUGUAAUCAGUCACACAUCCACAACAAUUCAAGUAAGAUACCAUAAAAAUUUCUUUGCUAAUACCCAUGGCACUGUCACAGCAUAUACACUGAUAGUUGCUGAAGAUACUGCAAAGGAAUCCAGCAGUUUGGAGCUGCCAUCAUGGGCAGAUAUUCAGAUUUAUUCUACUUGGCCUCCAUAUCAGGUGACAGAACCAUAUCAUCCAUUUAAUGAUAGUUCAGUGGAAGACUUCAUUAUAGGAAAUAUGGAUUGUUCAUCGACAACACGGUACUGUAAUGGACCCUUAAAAUCAGGAGCUACAUACAGAAUUAAACUGCGUGGUUAUACAACAACUGAUAAGUUUGCUGAUACUGUUUAUUCUCCUUUAGUACAAACAGAUCCAAAUAAUACUGCACUCAUUGCUGGAGUUCUUGUCCCUUUGUCUCUUCUGGCUGCUGUGGGUAUCAUUCUCAUCAUUAUAUACCGUCACCAUUUUAGACCUUUUGUUAAGAAAACCGAUGACAUUUAUGGAAAAGAAGAUGCUUUUUCGAUUAAUGAAAGUGAAAUCAUAAUAAGUCGGCCUGUGAAGUUGAAAGAUUUUGCAGAACAUUUUAAAAUCAUGUCAGCAGAUUCUGAAUUUAGGUUCUCUGAAGAGUUUGAACUUCUCAAAUAUGUAGGACGUGAAAAACCAUGUUCUGCUGCAGACUUACCUGUAAAUAGGCCAAAGAAUCGUUUCACCAAUAUUCUACCAUAUGACCACUCUCGUGUAAAGCUACUUCCCACAGAUGACGAGGAAGGUUCUGAUUAUAUAAAUGCUAACUAUAUUCCUGGGUACAAUUCUCCUCGAGAGUUCAUAGUGACUCAAGGCCCUCUUCUUAGUACCAGAGAUGACUUCUGGAGAAUGAUAUGGGAACAGAACAUCCGUGUCAUUGUUAUGCUCACUCGUUGUAUUGAGAAAGGGCGUGAAAAGUGUGAUCAUUAUUGGCCCUUUGACACACAAUCUGUAUAUUAUGGGGAUAUUGAAGUUACUGUUUUUAAUGAAUCCCUGUAUCCAGACUGGACAGUAUCAGAGUUUCAAGUCUGCAAGAAUGACCAAUCUCGUAUAGUAAGGCACUUUCAUUUCACAACUUGGCCAGAUUUUGGAGUGCCAAGUCCACCACAAAUACUCAUUAAGUUUGUUCGUACCUUCCGAAAAUGUGUAGUGCAAGAUAACAGACCCAUACUUGUACAUUGCAGUGCUGGGGUUGGAAGAUCAGGAACGUUCAUUGCUCUGGAUCAUAUCUUACAACACAUUCAGAAGUAUGACUAUGUGGACAUUUUUGGCCUAGUGCAUGAGAUGAGGAAAGAGAGGGUUUGGAUGGUUCAGAAUGAGCAACAGUACAUUUGCAUCCAUCAGUGUCUGCAGUGUGUGUUAGAAGGGAAAGAAGAUGUGGUGGAAGCACUUAGUAGAUCGGAAAUACAUGAUAACCAGUGUUUUGAAGAUGAUGAAGGAAUUGCAGAAUCAGGCAUGUAGUACUCAUUCUCUUGCUUUAGACAAGACAUUCCAUAACCGAUUCCUCUCAAACUUCUAAAAAGCUAUAACUAAACAUUUCAUUUUCCCUCUUUUAAUACUUGUCGAUACUUUUAGUGGUUGAGCUAUGAAUUUCAGCAACUAGAAAAGUUGCUUUUGAGAAUAAAAUGGACUCAUGAUUUUUCAUGAACUUUUUUUUUGUCAUAUGUUAAUAGUUAAGGAAUAAAACAUCCAAUUUAACCUAAAAUUUAGAAUAAUGAAGUACAUCCAUUUAAUUAACCCAUUAACUGUGGCAGGAGCAGCUCAGUUGCCUUUUUCUGACUCACGGAUAAAACUGAGUUGCCUUCAAUCACAAUAAAAUGGUAAUUUUCAUCAUUCGCAUAGAGUUAUAGUUAUAUCUGUGCGACUGACGGAUAUUUCCGUCAUACGCAGUUAAUGGGUUAAUAAAGAGAGUCAAUUAAGUGACAGGAUAUCAGUUGUCACUGAUAUGAAGUGAGAAGGGAAAUAGCUAAAAUUUAUUCUACUUUUAUAGACAAAAAGAGAAACAACAGUUAUGUAAAAGUGACAAAAAUGUAUUUUUUAGGUAUUAUUAGAAACUUGUUUUAAUGUUAUUGUCUUAUUUAUUAUAAUAGAAUUUGUAAUAAUAAUAAUAGAUCUAAAAAUUAAAUAAUAGUCACUGCAGUCUCUGAUUGCAAGCAUUUAAUUGAAAUAGACCAAUUCCAACUAUCCCCAACAAACUUUAAGCUAGUUUUUAUAUAACACUUGUCAUUUGACUGGUAAUGAAUAACCAAUUUUAUAUUUAUUAAAUUUUUAGUAUCUUUAUACCAUUAUUAUUUUCACAAAUAUUGUUGGCUCAGAAGUAAAGAAAGUUCCCCUCCUUUUUUGUACUUAUGGGUUUUACAUAACCUGAGUAAAACUAACCAAAUUUGAUUCCUGAAAUUCCUGCUUAUUGUUUAAAAUGUUGUUUAAGUACUUUUUAGUGAGAAGAUGAACGUGAUAAUCAUUGAUGACCAUCUGUUUCAGUUUUUUAAACAGUUCAUUUUAUAUUUGAAUCAAAAUGUGUUGGAUGGCUUUCCUGAGCUUGUUUUCAAAAUAUUAAACAUUUUUAUUGAAACAUUGAUUACACUGGCCAACAAGUCAUUUUCAUCAGAUAUAUAAUUAUAGGUGGGCUAGAUAGCUUUUUGGAUACUGAUUCCAAAUCUGUUUUUGGUUUUCCUCUAGUGCAUCAAAUUUUCGUGAUGAGACUGAUCAAAUUUGAAAGGUUAUUAUUAUUAUAAUUUAAGUUGUUGUACAUUUCAUUUUUCAUAUGUGUGAACUGUAUAAAUUUAACCAACUGUAUGAUGUAUAUAACAUUCAUUGGAAGUAUACUGAAAAAUGAAUAAAGUUGUAAUGUUAACUAGCCUAAUGUGUGAUUAUUACCUAAAUUGUGCUGAAGAUAACACCAAUCAUAACUAGAUAUGUUAGAAGAAAACAGAUUUGGAAUCAGCAUGGAAAACUGGUCUAGGAAAGUGUGUUUACAUCUUUGAUGAGAGAAAAACGUUCGAUUUUGUCGACCAGUGUUAUCAUUGCUAUAACUAAAAUAACUACAGUAUUAAAGCUGAAACAUUAUUAACAAAAAGUUAGUUUUCAAGUAAAAUUUCAAAGCCCCAAAGAGCAGAAAGUGAAAACUAAAAUUUCACGAAUUUAUUUUUCUGGUCAAGCUCUUUUCAAUAAUUUCAACUUAAUCUUGGUCAUUCAGAUUUAUAAGUACUGGGUAUAUCAAAAUAACCUUUAAUAUACUCACUAUUUAUAAAUCAGAAUAACCAUCAAUCCAAAAUUUAGUUUUGAUGUAGAUACAUUUAAACUAAAAGAGCAAAGAGUUUGAAUUAUGAAUUAUUUCUUAGCAUGUACUAGAUGAGGUUUUUCGUUACCAUUGCAAGUUUUGUUUGACAUCAUUAAAACUAAUUAUAGCCUUUAUAAGAGCAACAUUCAACAGUAGAUUGUGCAUUUUUUAUAGACUAUUAUAUUAUAAAUGAAAGUAUUUAAAAUCCUUUGUCAGUUGUAUAUAGAGUGGUGAAAGAUUUACUGGUGAUUUUUUGAAUAAAACAAUAUCACAAAAUGUCUCAUGGAAUGAUCAGAGAAUGUACUGUUUUUACAUUCUAACUAUUGAAUUAUUAAACAGAUGAGAAACUUCUUUAAAAAACUCACAAAACAGAUGUGGUUUUGAAAAUAAUAUAUAUUCUGUGAUAAAUACUUAAACAAAAGUUGGGCAUUACGAUCAGUGAGUGUAUGGAUAGAAAAAUUAACGUUAUUUCGUUUCAUUUCCCAGAUGUAGCCACAAACAGUUGUUGUAAUUUAGGUCACUUGAAAAAUUAUAAUAUACUUUUGUUUUACUGAGUUGAAGGUAUGUGACGUAACCAUUGCUUAAAAAUUAUAAAAGAAAUUAAAUGUGAAUGCCAUGAUCGUUGAUAUUAUGUAAAUUUCUACCAGUAAUCUACCAUUUUUAUAUUGGUAAGAACCUUUAAUUUGAUUGUUGUAUAUUAAUUAAAGAAGGUUUUAAUAUCAUGUCUGUAAAGAUUAAACAACAAACGCGGUUGUUAUGUUCAUCUUUAGAUAAACUGCAAAGAGCCUAUUUUUUUCAGCUUAAGUGGUUAUAAAAUACAUACAUAAUAUUUGUUCAAUUUUUUAACACAGUUGCAAUGAUAAAAAAUACAAUUAGUCGGCGUUAGCAGUACCCUUGUGAGAUUCACAACCAAACCUUUUUUAUGUUAGUAAAUUAUGCGGAUGUAGCAUAUUAUUGUGUUGUAUUUUGGUCACUUUUACAAUAUAUAAAUAAUGUAUUUAUGUGCUCCAUUUCGUGAUCUAAUUAGAAAUUAAUAUUUAGACUUUUUUUUUCUGUAUAAUGUUUCCGUGUGUAUAUAUAUAUAUAUAUAUAUCACAGUCACUGAAGGUUAUGCAUAAUUUACCGAAAGAUGGCAUUAAGUGAUGAAUUUGUAGUAGUAGUAGUAGUAUCACCGAUUUCUUUAUGAGUGGACACAGUAAAGUAUCUUUGAAAUGAAGACGCAAUGGGUUACUUUUCGGGUUAUUGUGUCUUUAUAUGAAAUAUUGCUCACAUUUACAAGACGUUAAUAUAAAAUAAUUUGUUUGUCGUGUCCCCUCUAGUGUGUUUAUGUGUGUAUGAAGUUUAUGUAUGUUUGUGGCAUUUAUGUAUUAAUAUUUUCUAAAUAGGGUAAAUUAAGAUAUGGUGUAGUUGAUAUAUUAUUACAUUCUACUUCACUUUCUCUCAUAAGUUCCUGUAAGUAUUAUACAUAUCCAUGGCCGUAGCCAGAGUGAAAAUUUACUCAACAAACUCAUAGGGUCAGCCUUAUAUAUAUAUAUAUAUUGUAUACCAUUUUAUAUGGGUGUAAAAUUAAAUAGUACGUUACAUUUAAUUUCAAAUUUUUAACUGAGGUUCGGACCUCGGUGACCUCAUAGCUAGCUACGGCCAGGUACAUAUCCCAUGCUGUAAAAUGUUUUAUUUUAUAAUACAUCUUUACUGAAAACAAAACACUUUUUCCUUGAUUUUAUUAACCUUCAAAACUGCUAAAAUUCUUCGAGUAACGGUUCUAACGUUAUUCAGAUGGUGUUUUGACUGCUCUGAAGGUGUAUAUUUACCAGAUAGAGAGAGUUAACUCACAAUUUUUAAAGGGACAUUUGUAUAUUUAUGCAGUAAAUAUUUCAUUUGAGUCGUGUAAAUUCAUUCCUACAAAGUUUCAGCCAUACUUGUACUAUUGAAGUAAUGUUAAAUAAA